Molecule: messenger RNA, 854 nt
Organism: Erigeron canadensis
Lineage: Eukaryota; Viridiplantae; Streptophyta; Magnoliopsida; Asterales; Asteraceae
Product: 60S ribosomal protein L19-1-like
Exons: 5
Coding region: 52-684 (210 amino acids)
Biological process (GO): translation
Cellular component (GO): ribosome; cytosolic large ribosomal subunit
Molecular function (GO): structural constituent of ribosome; RNA binding
Source: RefSeq, a predicted model, not a curated record
CUACACUAACCCUAAUUGACGGUAGGAAAAAAGAAAAAGAAAAAGGGAAAGAUGGUGUCGCUGAAGCUGCAAAAGAGGCUCGCCGCGAGUGUUCUCAAGUGCGGCAGAGGGAAGGUUUGGUUAGAUCCAAAUGAAGGAAAUGAAAUCUCCAUGGCUAAUUCUCGCCAGAACAUCCGAAAGCUGGUCAAAGAUGGCUUCAUCAUCAGGAAGCCUACCAAGAUCCACUCGCGAUCUCGUGCUCGACGUAUGAAUGAAGCAAAGCGAAAGGGUCGUCAUUCUGGAUAUGGUAAACGUAAGGGUACUAGGGAGGCUAGGUUGCCAACAAAGAUACUUUGGAUGAGGAGAAUGAGGGUGUUGAGGAGGUUGCUUCGCAAGUACCGUGAGUCCAAGAAGAUUGACAAGCAUAUGUAUCAUGAUAUGUAUAUGAAGGUGAAGGGUAAUGUCUUUAAGAAUAAGCGUGUGCUUAUGGAGAGUAUCCAUAAAUCGAAGGCUGAGAAGGCCCGUGAGAAGACACUGUCUGACCAGUUUGAAGCCAAGCGUGCCAAGAACAAGGCAAGCAGGGAAAGAAAGUUGGCACGCAGAGAGGAACGUUUGGCUAAGGGCCCACAAGAGAGAGCACCAGCAGCCGCAGCAGCUGCUCCUGCCCCUGCAGCUGCACAGGCACCUAAGAAAACCAAGAAGUGAGGUCUGUAUGUUGGAAAAUGAAGAAUAUGGCGAUGUUUCUAUUAGCCUUGCAGUCUAGUUUUUUGAUAAUGCUUCUUAUCAGUUUUAUUUAGAAACACUUCUGUUUAGAUGACUUCGAUACUCUUCUGCUUGUUUAAUGUCGGUUAAUACUAUUUUUAGUUUUUGUCGUA